GGGGAGAGGGGGGGAGAAAAAAAGCGGAGGAGAGGGCGGGAUUGAAUUGAGAGCCUAAAGAGUGUCAAACAUGUCAAUAUUCACUCCUACUAACCAGAUCAGGUUAACUAAUGUCGCCGUCGUGCGGAUGAAGAAAGGAGGGAAGAGGUUUGAAAUAGCCUGCUACAAGAACAAAGUGAUGAGCUGGAGAUCUGGCGCGGAGAAGGAUCUUGAUGAAGUCCUGCAAACAAACACAGUGUUUGUCAAUGUGUCUAAGGGUCAAGUGGCGAAAAAAAACGACCUGUCGAGCGCUUUCGGCACAGAAGACCUGACAGAAAUAUGCAAACAGAUCUUAGCUAAAGGAGAGCUGCAGGUGUCAGAUAGAGAGCGGCAGAGUCAGCUGGAGCAGAUGUUUCGUGACAUCGCAACUAUUGUGGCGGAAAAAUGUGUGAACCCCGAGACCAAGCGGCCCUAUACAGUGAGCCUGAUCGAGAGGGCCAUGAAGGACAUUCACUUCUCUGUGAAGGCCAACAAAAGCACUAAGCAGCAGGCUCUGGAGGUCAUCAAGCAGCUGCAGCAGUCCAUUCAGAUUCAGAGAGCUCACAUGCGGCUGCGCUUCGUGCUGCCGGCCAGAGACGGGAAGAGACUGAAGGAGAAGCUCAGGCCGCUGAUAAAGACGGUAGAGAACGAGGACUUCGACGAGCAGCUGGAGAUGGUGUGUCUGAUCGAUCCGGGCUGUUUCCGUGACAUCGAUGAGCUGAUCCGCUGUGAGACGAAAGGGAAGGGGACGCUGGAGGUGCUCAGUCUCAAAGACGUGGAGGAAGGAGACGAGAAACUAGAAUAAGCUCCUCAUCUAACCAACACAUUAAACUGCUGCAGACUCGUUUCAUAUGAAGAGCCUUUUUUGAUGAGUUACAUUCAGGAACAAUACUAAAU
Molecule: messenger RNA, 915 nt
Organism: Cyprinus carpio (common carp)
Lineage: Eukaryota; Metazoa; Chordata; Actinopteri; Cypriniformes; Cyprinidae
Gene: sbds
Product: SBDS ribosome maturation factor
Biological process (GO): ribosome biogenesis; cytosolic ribosome assembly
Source: RefSeq, a predicted model, not a curated record